Molecule: messenger RNA, 1804 nt
Organism: Ficedula albicollis (Collared flycatcher)
Lineage: Eukaryota; Metazoa; Chordata; Aves; Passeriformes; Muscicapidae
Product: 5-hydroxytryptamine receptor 3A
Exons: 9
Coding region: 1-1560 (519 amino acids)
Biological process (GO): regulation of membrane potential; chemical synaptic transmission; signal transduction
Cellular component (GO): synapse; neuron projection; postsynaptic membrane
Molecular function (GO): transmembrane signaling receptor activity; neurotransmitter receptor activity; extracellular ligand-gated monoatomic ion channel activity
Source: RefSeq, a predicted model, not a curated record
AUGAUCGCGAGAUUAAUUGGGCGUUCUCAAAAACCCGACGGCGGGGGGAAAGCCACUCGAGUGCUGCCUACCUCCCUGCUUCGCUCAGUCCUCCGCCGAGCCGGAGCCAGCGCAUCCAUGGUGCCCACGGCUCUCGGGGCUCUCCUGGCCCUGCUGCCGCUGGCCUCGGCGCUACAGAGCCCAGGUGCCCAGCACGAGCCUGCCCUGCGCCGCCUGGCCCAGCACCUCCUGGCCCGCUACCAGAAGGGCACCCGGCCUGUGCGGGACUGGCGAACCACCACCAACGUGGCCAUCGACCUCAUGGUCUACGCCAUCCUCAGCGUGGAUGAGAAGAACCAGGUGCUGACCACCUACAUCUGGUACAGGCAGCACUGGACAGACGAAUUCCUCAAGUGGGACCCAGCUCGCUUCGACAACCUGACGCAGAUCUCCCUCCCUGUAGAGAGCAUCUGGGUGCCUGACAUCCUCAUCAAUGAGUUUGUGGAUGUUGGAAAGUCCCCACACGUCCCCUACGUUUACGUCAGCCAUCACGGGGAGGUGCAGAACCUCAAACCCAUCCAGGUGAUGACCGCCUGCAGCCUGGACAUCUACAACUUCCCCUUCGACGUCCAGAACUGCUCUCUCACCUUCACCAGCUGGCUGCACCACAUUCGUGAUAUCAACCUCUCGCUGUGGCGGCAGCCGGAGCUCGUCAAGUUCGACCGAAGCGUCUUCAUGAACCAGGGCGAGUGGGAGCUGCUCUAUGUCCUCAGCCACUUCCAGGAGUUCAGUGUCAAGAGCAGUGACAGCUACGCUGAGAUGAAGUUCUAUGUAGUCAUCCGGAGACGCCCCCUCUUCUACACCGUCAGCCUGCUGCUCCCCAGCAUCUUCCUGAUGGUUAUGGACAUUGUGGGCUUCUACCUACCUCCCCACAGCGGUGAGAGGGUCUCUUUCAAGAUCACUCUCCUGCUGGGCUACUCGGUUUUCCUCAUAAUUGUAUCCGACACAUUGCCAGCUACUGCCGUCGGCACGCCGCUGAUAGGCAUCUACUUUGUGGUGUGCAUGGCACUGCUCGUCAUCAGCCUGACAGAGACCAUCCUGAUUGUGCGCCUGGUACACAAGCAAGACCUGCAACCCCACGUGCCUGAGUGGCUGAAACACCUGCUGCUGGAAAAAGCUACCAUCCUGCUUUGUAUCCGGGACAGGAAGAAAUUCAGACCAAGCAGGAUGCAAAGCUUGGACACCUCCAGGCAGGUGGAGAACAAUGACAGCACAGGUAAGGCCAAGCCGAGCCCCUACGUCUGUGACGACCCCCGGGAGUGCGAGGCAGCGGGGGGCACGAGGUCUGCACUGGCCUUUGCUGGCCGGACGGAGGGCUCAGCAGCACUGCAGGAGGUGCUGCGUGAGGCCACGGCUAUCCGCCAGCUCCUGGAGAAACGGGAGGAAUUCCGCGACGUCGCCCGUGAGUGGCUGCAAGUGGGCUACGUGUUGGAUAUCCUGCUGUUCCGGGUGUACCUGGCAGCCGUCCUGGCUUACAGCAUCACACUGGGCACCCUCUGGUCGGUGUGGAGGGAUGCCUGAGCAGAGUCUGUGUUUCAGGGCGGGAGAGAGGGGAUCUCACUCUGGUGGGCUCUCCCAGGCUCUGGGAUUCACCCGUGUCUGCCGACCCAGGCGGACGCAUCCCUCACGUCCCUCAGCUCCGCAGCGAGAACGCGGAGCUGAGCAGGAUCCCCCAGGACCCCACGACCCUGCCCAAACCUCUCCCCAUGCUUCCCAAACUCUCCCCGUGCUUCCCCUGCCAACCCCGGGAGAGCCCCCGGCCCGG